Larimichthys crocea (large yellow croaker) is the source of this 2606-nucleotide messenger RNA. RefSeq names its product calpain-5. Bases 408 to 2339 code for a protein of 643 amino acids. Gene Ontology annotation, molecular function: calcium-dependent cysteine-type endopeptidase activity. NCBI's taxonomy places the organism in Eukaryota, Metazoa, Chordata, Actinopteri, Sciaenidae. The transcript is spliced from 13 exons. Gene Ontology annotation, biological process: proteolysis. Gene Ontology annotation, cellular component: cytoplasm. The record is from RefSeq and is a predicted model, not a curated record.
UUCUUCAUCUUGAAGCUCAGUGCUCAGUCAUCCUCACAGGAAGUCUGUUUGACCUCUGACCUCUGAGCAGUUUUCUGUAGUGUUGAACAGAAACACGUGAGAAACCUUCCAGGCAACGUUUGUCUAACGUUUGUUUUAAAAGACGCGGAACAAGUUUAGUCUUGUUUCACCUUUUCAGUUUCUGUGUGGUGUUCAGUUUCAGCCUCCCCUCCUUCCUCCACUCCUUCCCUCCCUCCCUCCCUCCUUCUCUUCAUCAUAUCAGCCUUUGCGUAACACCUCAGGCUGCAGAGUCGUCAGACCAGUUUGUGGGCAGAGAAACGUGUUGGGAAGUCCUGACAGCCGCAGGUUCAAACUCCAGAAGCUGGAUUAGUUUGAUCAGCUGAGCUCAGCCGUGAGGCCUCUCCACCAUGUUCUCCUCGGCGGUCCCGUACAAAAACCAGCACUACUCUGAGAUCAAGAAGGACUGCAUUGACAACAAAACCCUGUUCGAGGACCCGGAGUUCCCGGCCACCAACGCAUCGCUGUACUUCAGGAAACCGCCUCCUGGACGCGUGGAGUGGAAACGACCACGGGAGAUCAGUGAUGACCCCCAUCUGUUCGUGGAGGGCAUCAGCUCUCACGACCUGAACCAGGGUGUCGUGGGGAACUGCUGGUUUGUUGCCGCUUGCUCGUGUCUUGCCUUGAAGCCGAACCUCUGGAAGAAGGUGAUUCCUCACCACAAAGACCAGGAGUGGGACCCAAAACACCCGGAGAACUACGCUGGGAUCUUCCACUUUCAGUUUUGGGUGUUUGGGGAAUGGGUGGACGUGGUGGUGGACGACCGGCUGCCUACGAUCAACGGAGAACUCAUCUACUGUCACUCCAAAGACAAUAACGAGUUCUGGAGCGCUCUGCUGGAGAAGGCCUACGCCAAGCUCGCUGGCUGCUACGAGUCCCUGGAGGGUGGAAACACCGGAGACGCCGUGGUGGAUUUCAGUGGAGCUGUGUCUGAAACCAUCAGCCUGGAGACAGAAGCUUACUACAAAGACCAGGAGAAACAAGACCACCUGUUUGAGGAUCUCCUGAAGGUCUACGACCGUGGAGGGAUCAUAAGCUGCUCCAUAAAGGCACAGCCUCAUGAAAUUGAGGCAAAGAUGGCCAAUGGGCUGGUCAAAGGCCAUGCAUACUCAGUGACUGCAGUGAAGAGGGUGCGUCUGGGUCAUGGGCUGCUGGCCUACUUCAAGAACGAAACCAUCCCUCUGAUGCGCAUGAGGAACCCAUGGGGCAAGAUGGAGUGGAACGGAGCCUGGAGUGACAGCUCUGAAGAAUGGUCCAAGGUUGGAGACAUGGAGCGAGGAAACCUCGGCAUCACGGUCGAGGAUGAUGGGGAGUUCUGGAUGUCCUUCACAGACUGGUGUAAGUUCUUCACUGAGGCAGAUGUUUGCCGCCUCAUCAACACCUCCGUGAUCAGCGUCCAUAAGACCUGGCACGAGGUGGUCCACUUUGGGAGCUGGACCAAAAAUGCAGAGCCGCUAUUGAACCGCUGCGGUGGCUGUGCUAACCAUAAGCAGACGUUCCUGCAGAACCCGCAGUACAUGUUCGAUGUUACGAAGGAGGUCGACGAGGUCCUGAUCUCUCUGCAACAGAAGGACUUAAAGAUCCACCGAAAAGUCGGUCAAGGAGAAAAUCUGAGCAUCGGCUUCGGCGUCUUCCAGGUGGAGCUUAACAGGAAGUAUAGGAUGCAUGACAUCGUGACCCAGAAGUGCGUGGCCACGUCGACUUACAUCAACGCCCGGGCGGUGUUUAUGAGACGUGAGCUGCCGCUGGGCCGCUACGUCAUCAUCCCCACCACCUUCAAGCCUCUAACGCUGGGGGACUACAUGAUUCGGGUCUUCACUGACGUGGACUCAGACUGCAGGGAGUUGACCGAGGACAAACCAAGAGUCCGAUGCUGGAGCUCGUUCCUCGGAUACCCACAAGUUGUGAGUCACGUCUACGUCCACGAAGCCAAAGGUCUGCAGAACCAGGACAAAACCGGAGGUGCAGACCCGUACGUGAUCAUCUCCUGUGAGGGCCGGUCUGUCAGGUCCACCAUCAGGAAGGACACCUUAGAACCAGAGUUUGCAACCAGUGGCAUUUUCUACAGGAAGAAACCGAGAAAGCCGAUCACAGUCGAGGUUUGGAACAGCAACGCGGUGAAGGACGAGUUCAUGGGUCAGGUGGUUCUGUCGGGCUCGACAAAGGACACAUUUGACCCUCAGACUCUUCAGCUGAGGAAACAGGGACGGCAGCAGGCGGACGAGAUGCCCGGGAACAUCAGCCUGAAGAUCGUCACCUUCACUCAGCUCACCGCCAUCUGACCCCGAGGUCGGCGCUGAACUAUGAACUGAACAUCUUAUGAGUUUACCUGAAACAAGACCUGUUUGGACCUGAUUCUGUCGGAUGUCCUCGGUCCCUCUGAGCAGAAUUUUAAGUUUAACUGAUGAAUUAUUUUACAGUGUCAUUUUUAUAAAAAUCUUUCUUUGUAACCUAUAAAAUAUUUUUCUACGUUUCUCACACAGAUAUCAGCCGUCGUUACAUCCUUCAUGUAUCAUCAUUACAAUCUGAAUUAAAGAACCUUGUCGUCA